Molecule: messenger RNA, 4270 nt
Organism: Paramuricea clavata
Lineage: Eukaryota; Metazoa; Cnidaria; Anthozoa; Malacalcyonacea; Plexauridae
Source: the annotation of a GenBank genome assembly
AUGCUCAAAGUUUCAACUUUGGAAAAGAAGGUAAGAACACAUCAUGAUUGAUAGUCUGUACCAGUACGUCACAUUGAUUUUUGUACACUUGUUUGAUGGGUAUAAAAUAAAUUACUUUUGUAAAAAUUUUAGCAUGAAGAAGAUGCUAAUUAGUACAUUUGGUACAAAUAUAAUCGGUAUUAAUUGCUUCCAUGGUGAAAAUAUUAAUAUAGCCAUGAAUUUAUGUUCCAUUCAUAUGUAUUCAUUAACAGCAUGAAGAAGAUAUUAAAGAACUUAAAUUGAAGGUAAUUAUUACAUGGUACGAUACAGUGGCGCCGCCAGCUCGAUAAUUGGGGGGGGGGGCGAAUAUUCAUAUCUUCGUGUUGUGCAUUAUUAACUUCUUUUGAAAUCGAUUGUUUUUAUGGUCUGUGAACACAAAUAUAUGAAUAUUCGCCCCCCCCCCAAUUAUCGAGCUGGCGGCGCCACUGGUACGAUAUCACGCACAUAAAUACAGUAGUAAUUAUGAUAUCUGCCUACAGACCAAGAUUGUUACAGAAAUAUCCUUACUUAGCUAAAAUAUAUUCGCUGGUCACUUCUCCCUUUUUAUAUGAUUAGUAAAUUGCUCCAAAACCAAAGGUGAUUCAUGAUUCAUAACUGCAACUAAUUAUAUUGGAAAUGUAAUCAAGUUUUCAAACAAUUCAUCAAAUGACUUACUAAAUAAAUAUUUACUAAUAUUGCAGCAUGAAAAUGAGAUGAAGCAAGUCAAGACAAAGGUAAAAAAAGGUUUUUGACAAGUGUGAAAUAUAGUAAUGUAAAUUUGUAUUUAGCAUUACUGUGUCUUACUUUUUUGCAAGUUCUAAAGUGCUUUUAUGGUUUAUAAUACCAUUGUAAAGCACACCAAAUGCUAUAAUUUAAUUGGUUUAGCAUGAUGAAGAUAUAAGAGUUCUCAGACAAGAAAUCUUAAUGUCACGAACCACGGGAGCUGCGCAUGCUCCACAUGUGGAGCAGCAACUCUCACCUUGCCAGGAAUCUGAACCGGAUUACACUUGGAAGAUAGCGAACUUUACCAGAAAGCUUGCUCAAGCAAAAUCUGACAAUGAUGAUGGUAGGAUUGAAAGUGAACCGUUUUUCACAAGUCAUGGUUACAAAAUGAAGCUGUUGGUCUAUUUAAAUCUAGCGCUAUAUGGGUUCGCAGGCUACAUGGGUGUUUACGUAAUUUUAAUGAAAAGUGUUCGAGAUGGAACCCUACCCUGGCCUUUCACAAAGAGGUGCACGUUCGUUCUUGGUGAUCAGCAAGAUGAUCUUAGUCAAAGACAAAACGUUGAGUUGGUAUUAACUCCAAGUGGACAGGAAGCGUUUAAGAGACCAAGACUGCAUGAGAAUAGAAGUAGGGAAACACUAAUAUUUGUUAAACAUUCAACUUUGCGUACUCGUCAGUACAUUAGAAACCACACUGUGUACAUCAAGAUCCAGGUAGAUCCAUGACAAAUAACCACAAUUAUAUUUGGUGUGAACGCUCACCUGGAUAUAACUACAUAGAUAAUGGAGACAUUUGCGAUAGUUUGAAUUUUGAAAGCUCUGGCAUUCUCCUGAAGAUUGACACUUUUCUGAUUGUUAAAAUGCAAUCAAAACGUAGAGAGUUAAUUUAAAAGUAAUAUCAAAUGUUGUGUUUUCUUAGCAAUCUAUUAAAGGUAGUUGUAAUUUUUAAUCUAGUUCCGUAGCAUGUUGAAAGUUCGAGUUUUUAUUUUGGGGGCUAAUUUUCAGCCAAGUUGGGUACCGUAAUUUUUAGUUACGUGCAAGCACGACAGGCUAAUAAAACAUGAUCGAAUUGUCACAGCAGUAGCGUAACUUCAUAUUUAAAGUUAGGAUGGCUGACAACUAGGGGAGUCGGGUACCAGCUCGUUAGGACAGAUUUUAAAAACAGAGGCUCGCAUUUCCCUGCACUUUCUGACACCGAAUUGAAGAAUUUGGACAACAAGAAUUCUGCAAAGUUACUUCUUAAUUGGUUUUGGUCAGUUUGUAUGACUUGGUGGAUUAAAAAAGCUCACGCUUUGUAACCAAGACAUAUACGACUUAAUCAAUUUUAGCCGCGGCUUAAAGGCCAUGUUACACGGUGCAAUUUUUCUAGCAACUUGCAAUGCAAUUCUACUCUUGAGAGAUGUUAAUUAGUGAAAUCAGUGAAGAAUUUUCGAUAUGUUGAGAAAACAUCAGCGGAGUGUAAUGAAGACUCGUAUUCGGCAAUUUUACAUCUCUCAAGAGUAGAAUUGCAUUGCAAGUUGCAUGCAAGAAAAAUUGCACCGUGUAACAUGGCCUUAACCCCCCUGGAAAAUUAACUUUAAUACUUGACCCACACCCCCACUUUUAUUUCUCGGGCUAUAUCCCCCUUCCUCCAAUUCCGCCGCCCCUGCAAUUACUAACGAAAAUAUCUUAACCGUUAGUUGCCUGACAAUGAAACAGCAAUUUGGAACUGACGUCUUAUGCCGCCCCAGCAUUUUAGACCAGUAUUCAGUAAACUGCUCUUGUAAUAUUUUGUGAUAUCAAGAGUUUUCAUGGUUGAGAUAAGUGUUAUCUCAAAAAAUCAACUCAAAAGGGAUUGAUAACACUUACCGAGACCUUGAUCAUUCAGAAUAUAUCACAAAAACUGCAACUGUUUUAUUAUACAUUACAUUUUCUUUAAUUACUCUUUCGACAAGCAAUGACUGAGUUUGUCGCACGAAAUUAAACAACGUUUGGUUCUCAAGAAAGCAGUAAAAACGAUUUAAAAUAUCACAAUAGCAUGCAGCAUAUAUUAAUCUUAUUUACCUACUAAAGUUCCGAUAAAUAAAAAUGUCUAAAAGAUCCGCUUUUUGUACAAGAAAAUUCACAACCAUGUUUUUUCUUCUUUUUAUUUGUGUAUUUAACUGCCGCUUGCCAUAAAAUUACACACCUUUUAUUUUAUUGUUGCUCAUAUUUCAGUGUGAAAACGACAUGAAGCAAGUCCAGGUAAAGGUAAGUUAAGGUUUUUUCCAGAAACGAUACUGAUUUUACCACAACUUCAUAUUUUGUAAUAAUUUUAAAAUUACAUAUCUUUUCUUUUUCAUUGUUGCUCAUAUUUCAGUAUGAAAACGACAUGAAGCAAGUCCAGUCAAAGGUAAGUUAAGAUUUUUUACCGUCAAGAUAUUAAUUUUACCACAACGUCAUAUUUGUAGUGAUUUUAACCUAUUAAGCAGCAAUUGUGGCCUCUUACAACUUUGAAGCAAUUCAAGACAAAGGUCAGUUUACCUUUUUUGAAAAGAAAAAUAUUAGGUGUAGUUUAUGUUUCAUUAAAAAUUGAAUGUAAUCUUUUUCUGAACUUUGGAAUUUUAAUUGCUGUAGCACGAUGAAGAUGUGAAGCUUCUUGGGCAAAAAAUCGAUUUGUUACAGGCCAUUGGAGCUGCGCAUGCUCCGCUGGCAAUGCAGUUUCCUCAACUACCCUUACAUCAACAAGAACCUGAACCAGAUUACACUUGGAAGAUAGCAAACUUUACAAGAAAGCUUGCUCAAGCAAAAUCUGGCCAUGAUGAUGGUAUAAUUCAAAGUGAACCUUUUUUCUCAAGCCAUGGUUACAAAAUAAAGCUUCAGGUCCAAUUAAAUGAAGCGCCACGUGGUUAUGCAGGCUACAUGGGUGUUUACUUAGGUUUAAUGAAAAGUGAUCGAGAUGGAUCCCUACCCUGGCCUUUUACAAAGCGUUGCACAUUUAUUCUUGUUGAUCAACAAGAUGACCUUGGUCAAAGACAAAACAUUGAGGCGGCAUUGACUCCAAGUGGACAGGAAAACUUCAAGAGACCAAGACAGCGUGAGAAUGGAGGUAUGGGAGUUCCCCAGUUUGUUAAACAUUCCAUUCUACGCACUCGUGAAUACAUUAGAGACCACGCUGUAUACAUCAAGAUUCUGGUAGAUACGUAGAAAAAUAACCAUUAUAUUUGGCGUGGAUGCUUACCUAGAUAGAACUAUAUAUACAAUGGAGACAAUCACGAUAGUUUGCAUUUUGAAAAUUCUGGCAUUCUUCUAAAGAUUGACAUUUUUCUGAUUAUUAAAAUGCAGUCAAAACGUAGAAAGUUAAUUUACAAGUAAUAUCCAAUGUUGUGUUUUCUUAACAAUCUAUUAAAGGUAGUUGUAAUUUUUGGUCAUGUUGAAGAUUUAUUUAAAUUGUGGUCAUUUCUUAGAAUAUAAGAAGAUUCUCAAAAAUUGAAGUAAGCUUUGAUGACGUCAUAUCCAACGUCUUAGUUCAAGUUAGCGGGAGUUAGAGUUGAGCGAGUUCGAGUUAUGGCGG